CCUCGCUUAUGUUCCUUCGAAUCGAUAAAGUGUGGAAUGAAAAUGGCGGCGGAUUUUUUGACGUGAAAUUUCUCAAAUUUUGCUGCAUUUUGCAAGGAUCACGUACCCUAGAGUCACCAUUUAGACCAAUUUCAAAUGCCAUUUCUUUAGCAAGCAAAGCUGUGUCGUCCAUUAAGAACUAAAGCAUGGACUUUUCAGAAAUCCACGAAGGUAAGUGUCUUCGUUUAUGACAAAGCGAGCCCGACCUGAUUAAGUCUAAUCUACAUGUACCUCGUGGUUAGAGUGAGCAACAAUAUUUCAUCUUGUAAAGUACUCAAAAUAUCAAUAAGUAACUUAAGCAUGUUUAGACAUCGCACUGAUCGUAUUUUAUGGUAUGAAUGAAGUACUCCUUUCACCAAGAGAAAAAAUGCACGCGUUAUUGUCAGUUUCAGAACGACAUUGAGUCAUAUCCGCGUGCAUCAAUCAUGAGAAUUGUCAAUCAGUUGUCAACAUUCGAUUCUCGUCCACAGAUUCAGUUUUUCAAAAGAGUUAAAAUUGAUCGAUUUUUAUCGUGAGCAGAACUUGUAUAAAUGCUUUUGAGGUCUCCUAAGCUAGUAAAUUAUCACUGCCAAAUGUUUAUAUUAAUUUUUUAAAGAGGAAAUGGCCCCGGUCUAACCCCUCAAUUUUUUGGUUUUGGUAUUGAUUGCAGCCUACACAUUUGCAGGACAGUGCCUUCAAUCAAAAAUUGCUGCAGCUGCAGAAAAAUAUCUUUUGACAUCCUGGUGUAUUGAAAACUGAAUGUCCAUGCACAAAAUAUUUUUGGUGGUAAUAAGCAGAGAUAGUUAUGGGUUAAAAUCUGGGAGAUAUACAACAAUGCAUUUAAAGGCAAUUUUCAUAAAUUUAGAGGUCAGUAGAAAAAGUGAAAACUGCACAUUUGGCCCUAUCUUAUUUUUGUUUUUCCUUUUAGUCCUUUCUUCUUCUCCCCUUUCAUAAUCCAAGCCAAAAAAUGUAUGAAAAGGCAUUGUCAAAGGAGGCACUGUCCUUUGAGAGCAAUAAAAUAUGUGUCUCUUUCUUGAUUAUUUUGCUUUAUUUAUUUUUAACAGAUGAGCUUGGAAGUCUUGGAGUUGACUUUGGUAAUAAUAAUUAUUUUUAAUCAGGUUAAAGGUACUUAUUUAACUUAGUUAAUGACGAGUAGCUAGCUGCUCAGUAGUUGGCCUGGAGUUAGCGUGGCAGUGGUGUGGCGUUUGCGUUUGUUAGUGUUUUACUGGCAUGCUUUGGCGAGCUGGCAGUUAUCCUAUGCUCUGACUUUUUUGCCAGGGUUUGCUUUACUGUACUAGGCCUUUUGUGGGGAAAUUUCCGUUUCCCCUGGGUCAGCGAUUUACUGUUGCAAUUUAUAUAAGUAUAUAUAGUUUAUUUUACUGUAAUGGUUUAUGUCUUUACACUAUGUAUUCAACUCUUUCAUUUGUCUCUAUUAUUCAGAACAUGGAAUGCGGGGUCCAAGACCACCCUUCAGGCAUCGUGGACCACACCCAAUUCCUCCAUUUGGUCCUGGGGGACCACAUGGGCCCCGUAUGCCACCGGGUGGUCCCAUGCCAAGACCACCAGGUCCUAUGAUGAUGGGUCCCCCUGGACCACACCCUCGUGGACCCCAUGGGCCCAUGAUGCGAGGUCCUAUGCCUGGCCCUCCUGGUCCUCCAGGUCCCAUGGGUAUGCCUCCAGGUCACAUGCGACCAAGGAUGCCUCCAGUAGAUCAUGAUGGGCCACAUAUGUGGGGUGAUAGGGGCAGAGGGAGGAGACCUGGAAAACAACAGAUGCAACGGCAAACAAGUAGAGAAAGUCCAAAAGUGAAGAAGAGCCCAGCCAUUAACAAUAAACCAAAGUAAGUAAAAUUGCCUUUGAUGUCGGUCCUUGUAAAAAUGAAAAGGCGCACAUGGCCUAAAGGCUCAAUGGCUGGAGCUUAUCUCAGUUUCCUUAUUAUGAAGCAAGCUUAAAAGUAUUGCUACUCCUGGAUGGGAUGCUAGUCCGAGGGUUACCCCCCAGCAGCAUGUCACCGGUACCCAUUUAUACACCUGGGUGAAGAGAUACAAAGUGGAGUGAAGUUCCUUGGCUAAGGAAACAAUGUUACUGGCAAGGCUUGAAAACCUUCAGACCUGCAGUCCGAGGUGUUAACCGCUUGGCCACGCAUGCCUCCUUUUGUACAUGUAAAAAGAUAUAUGUAAAAAAUCGUGAAAUUUUGUGAUGUAUGGUAGUAAGUCAAUGUUAAGAAUUUAAGGUUUCAGUUUGUGAAACAUCAACAAAGUCAUCACUGGUAAUUAGGAGCUAGUUCAGAACAUUACGCCUUAGCUUGAGCUCAGUGGUGAUAUAAUGUAUGAGUGCUUAAAAGUUAUACAGCCUGUAGUUUCAAGGGAGCGUAAGAUUUUACUUGGGCAAAGGUUUGGUAAUUUUGAGCUCUAUAAGCCCAGCAUAUUAUGAAGCAGAAUUUAGUGGCGUUAAAAAGUCUUUAAACCUUGGAUUCAAGAUCCAUGCAUGUUUUGAGAAACCUAUCUUUUGACUUAUUCUUAAUUUUGUGUCUUAGAAAAGAAGAUUCUAAAACUGUAGAAGACUCUGGGCCAACAGCCAAAAAGGUACGAAAUUUUCUAAGGCAAUUCAGAAGCUACAUUAUACAAAUGAACAUGAAGUCUAUCCACCAAUGUUGUAGCUGUGAGAACACUUGCCUCCCAUGUAUAUGUGCAGCAUAAACAUCAAUAGCUCUGAUGACACUUUUGUUCAUCCUACCCAUGUACAUUUGAGUACUGGAAAAAAGUGCUAUGUUACAAAAUUCAUCGAGUCUGAAUCAAACAGUGGGAAUUGUCACUGAAAUAUUUUUGAUGCUUAAAAUGUUUGAUUUAAUGCUUGGGAGAAUUUAUUUCUUUGCCAUGAAGCUGUGAUUUUGUAAUUAACCAAUAAUUUUGUCACUAACAUUAAGUUCCGUCGUGAAUAAGGAGGUGUAAAUAGCAAUACAUGUAUAAGCAAAAUGAACAGCCAUGACACAGCCCCUUAAAAAAUAAAAUACAUAUAACACCGUGGUAUCAGAUACUUGUAGUACUUUGGCUUAAUAUGCUUAAGCUUUUUUGUGGUGUCUCCAUUAUGAAACAAAUAAUUGGUGUAUCAUAAUAAUAAUAAAAUAUUUGUAAAGCGCUUUACAGUGCUAUAAAAAUGCGUAUAAAAAAUAAAAUUCUAGACUAAUUUACAUAUAAUUUUUACAUUGUAGCAGAAACACAAACAAACAAAAAAAAUGAUAAAAAAUAAAAUCAUAAGAUAGUUCAUAAACUUGCUUAAAAAGAUAGGUCUUCAGCUUAGAAUUAAAUUAACUUACAUUGUCGAUCAAUCUAAUAUCAGUAGGCAAAGAAUUCCAGAGGAGAGGGGCAAGGACUGAUAGGGCCCUGAGACUGUUUGUCUUUAGGUUAUAGGGUUUAUUAACAAAUCGCCAUUUGUCAGAAGAUGAGUGAAGGCACCUCACAGUUUCAUAAACACACAAUAGUUCUACCAGUAAAGCAGGAGCUAAAUUGUUAAGUACCUUAAAACAUAUAAGAUUAAUCAUAUAUGUAUAUCUAUCAAUAAUUGAUAGAUUAUUACAUCUCUACAUAUUUCAGGCUAGUGUCGUCAGCUACUUGUAGUAUUUUGAGCUAACUAUGCUGAAGCUUUUUUGUGGUGUCUUCAUAACGAAAUAAAUUGCUAUAUCUAUUGCGUUUGAACAUAUUAUUUCAGGCCAGGAAGUCAGAAGAUGAUUUGGAGGAGCUUGAUGAGGAAAAAUUGUUGAAGAGUGAUGACGAAGGGGAUGGGUUAGUUAUUAUUUUCUCAUCUUUUUCUUGAGAGUUUUGUCUGUUGAUGCUCUUGUAAUCAGUAAUUUAUUUUCCAGUGGAACAAUCAUAGAUCUUCAUCAGAUCUAUCUGCUUUUUCUGAAAUUUUAAAUAUCUAUUUGCAUAUACUGCCGUCACCGUGAUUUCUAUUUUAUGAAAAUUAGACUUGGUAAAAUUCUAGCAUUUACAUUUUAUGACCAUUGGCAGCUGCCAUGCUUGAACCAAAUCUCCUAAAAUGUUUUGGGUGAUAAUCAAUGGUACUUGCACUAAGUGGAGGGCAAUCUAGUUUAAAAUCACGCUAACCUCACAGGAUUUUUGCAGGGCAAAUAAUGUUGACCUGGAUGCUGUAAGCAUACAUGGUGAUGAUGAGUUAGAUGACAUUGACAAAGAGAUCAAGGGGCUCUCUGAAGGAGCCGCUGAGAGCAGCAAGAAAACUCCUCAGAAAGGUACCUUUUUAAAGAUGUUGGAGACAUACAUUACCACUCAAAAGUUACCACGCUAUGCUCAAUCCAUGUAUGAAUCAAGAAUGGAGUCAACAUUGAAACUUAAUUCAUGAUUGUUGCAUCUUGAUUCUCGAUACCCAACUCACCAAACCAGAACAAUCUCUGUGAAGGUUUGUUGAUACUUAUUUCAGCUUGAUACAACAACCUUCGUUCAAGUUUUGAGUAAUAUUUAUUGUCUUUUUUCUCAAUGUUAACAAGUUGAAAUGGUUUUUGAAGCAAGCUGGCCACCCAGACAAAACCAUCCCCAACUUUUCAUGUUCAUUCAAAGCUACAUACGGUGUUGGGUAGGGAUACAAUUUUAUUAAUUGUCUGCUGUGAACUAAAGUGAUGGAUUAAUAUUAAUCAUUAUUAAUAAUUAUUCAAAGGUGCGGAGGAUAGUAAAAAGGAGACAACUCCGGUUGCUAUGGUGAAAAAAGAAAUUAAGAAUGACAGUGACAGUGAAGAUGAAGGGAAGAAGACAAGGCAGCGUUUCAAGUCUGAGAGACCUAAAGAGCAACACAAAAUUGAAAAACAUGAACCAAGUAUGUUGAAUAGGACCAGGGUACUCGAAGCUCUGAGAAGGGCUGUCACUAAGAUCUUAGGGCCAGGGAUUUCCCCUGAUUACUAUGAGCAUGAACCACGCUACUUUCAUUAAAACCAAAAGAACUUCCUAGCUGUUCAACCUCCUGGCUACUAAUUGCAUAUACCCAGCAACUUGAAAUCUUAGCAACAGUCCUGCACAAUCAAAAUUUAAUGACAAUGUGAAGUUUAUGAGCCUGCUGGAAUGGUUCUUAUAGGUGUCCACUUGCAGGAGUUCAGAAAUCAGAAAAAAUUCAAUGGCAGAACUUUAAAUCGCUGUUUGUUAUAGAAUGGCCGCUCAUUAGGUUGCAUCAAUUUGGAAAUGAUAAGAGUUCAAAUGGGGCUUUUCUUUUUUCGCUAUUUGUGAGUCUCCUUAGCAGUAUUCAGUGAGAGAGUCUUCACUCACGACUGUGAUUACUUUUUACGAACUGGUAUGUCUGGCUUUAGGAUCUUACCAUCUACUGUGUACUCUCCUAUCAAGAGACACCAUUAAUUUUAUAUUGCACUGAAGAAUGUUGUGAAAUGUAGUACCUUGCAAUAGAAAAUUAAUAACAAUAAAAACAACAAUAACAACAUUUAAUCAACAUUUUUUUCUUUGCUAGGGAGAGACUUCAGAAAACAAGAUGACAGAAACUGGUUCAGAAGAGAUCAAGGACGGGGGCGUGGACGAGGGGGACCAAUGAUGUAUGAAAAUGAUAACUCUUAUUUUUAUUUCACCUUCUAUGAGUGACGUCUACAGUUUAUUAAAGGAUCUACAAUGUACUUUGUAAAUUACAGUUAUUUUCAGCACCCAACAGUCACUGUUGUUUCUUUUUUUUUGACAAAAUCACAGCUUCUGUUAAUUGGACUAAAACCAUGCAGCCCCUUUUUUUUUUUACCUUAUUUUCAAUGCAAGAUUACCAGGUGUGCAUACAACCAUGGUGUUCUCCACUCUGUUAUCAGUUGUUCCAUUGCUAUUGUGUACUCAUUCAGUCAACACUGUGUGUAGUGUACUGGCAUUGAUAGAAAUCAAAUGUUUAGCUGAGGAUUUUAUUUUUCUUUCAGGGGACCACCCCCACCCGGGAUGAUUCGGCCAGGGAUGCAUCCACCCUUCCCCCCAAGGGGACCUGAACCCUUCAUGCAUGGACCCAGACCGGGAAUGGGACCAGGGCCAGAACAUGAUCCUGGAUUUGGUCCCAGACCCCGUUUUCCAAUGGGACCAAAUGGUCCAUUUCCUGGUCACAUGCCUGGACCCCCUGAUGGUCAUAUGCCAGGACCACCAAGUAAGUUUGCAGAAGAUAAAGAUUUGUAUAUCACAAUCUGCUCUUUUUAUUUGAAAGUUUUGUGCAUCGUCUUAGCCUGCAGUGCAGCUGUAUUUUCAGGCAAGCAAGCUGUAAAUGUUUCCUCUAUUUUUUAAAGCAAAGGAAGAUUGGGUAGUGUUAAAAGAAGAGAGGUGAAAUGGAUGAAGAGUUUUAAUGCUAAUCUCCAUCCCACCCUCCCCCCCAUCCCUUCACUCAUUCCUUUCCCACCCCCUGUGACUGGUGCAGCCUGAUCUAAGAAAAUUCCAGUGCUUGUUUGCCUCCCAAAGAUGCAUGCAUUGCAGCCUAACAUCACUCAAGACCUUGUUGAGGAUCAUUGGUCCUUAAGAUAUUAUUAUCUUUUCACUGAGAUUAAAUUCUAAUCAAAACUUGCCUAAUAUUUAUUGUUUGUUUUCAGGGCCACCACAGGGAAAGAACAUCCAUAUCAACCCUCAUUUUAGACCCCCACCUGGUGGAAGAGGAAUGCCAGAAGGUAGUUAAUGUCUUCAUCACAUGGCUUUAAGUUCUAACAGCACUUGAUGGCUCUUAGUUUCUUACUUCUGCUCUUAGGCAAAAAGAAAAUCUUAUAUUAUGAGUACGGAUUAUCAGAGUUAGUUAGUACAAGGCCUUCUGUGUGGGAGGUUGGAUUCCCAGGUGUGGCCUCAAAUCCCUGUUUUGACUUCUUUCCUUACCAUUAAGCUUUAAUUCCUUUAAAUACCUGUAAAAAUGAGCAGUGAUGGAGAGAUGGGGGUGUGAAAUGAGGGCACCGUCCACCUCAGGUGUGUCUGUCUAAUGAGUACUGUUAUGACUUACAUGUACUGUACCUAGUGUAGGUAGAUAUCCAUGUACUCUCUUAGAAUGAUUUACAGAGAUUUCAGUUACUUUUCAAGAAGGUUUCCAAGCGAGCUGAAGUAGGAGUGUUUUUUUUAAGGCUCAAGUGAAAGUUGAGACAGAGUAGGCUAUGGUAACUGUAGCAGCUUGAUUAAAUUGUUUCUUUAGGGGACCAUUAGAAUGCUUAGACUCUAAUGAGACUGUCUAAAAUGAAAAUUAAUACUUCGUUGUGUAAAAAUGUUUGGCAGUUUGCUGUGUGGUUCUGCUAAUAUUGUAUAGUGCAUCAUGUUCCCAGAUAACUUAUUGUGUUUUUCUUUUCCAUAACAGGCCCAGGUCCUAUGCGAGGACCUCACAUGGCUCCUCCAAGACCCGAUAUGCCAGGGUCCCGUAUGCCUGCACCCCAUCCUGGUCCAGUGCGUCAAGAAGGUGCUUUCCCACCAGGCCCUGGAGGAGGAGACUUUGGUCCUAGGGGACCACCUCCUGGAGGUCCCAGAGGACCCCUACCAGAACAGGGACCCAGACCUGGAAUGACUCCUGAACAUGGCCCACGCCCUAUGGGCCCAGGGGGACUUGGACCCCUCCCAGGUCCUGGACAAGGCCAUGGACAAGGACCAAGCCCAAGACCUGGCCCUGGGCACUUUCCUGAAGGUGACAUGAGACAACCCCAUGGAAUGGGCCCUGGUGUUCAACUGCCACCAAGGGUGAGAAUUAUUUCUUUACCUCUGUAAACUACACUAUCAAGACUUCUCAAAAUCAUAUCGGGGGGGAAAACGCAACUGUCAUUUUCUGAAGUGCUGAAAACUGCUCAGUGCUGAAUGGAAUGUCUUUGAUUGUGAAUUUUAGGGUAUGCUUCCAGGAGCACCAAAUGCAAUGCCACCACAUGGCCCCACUGGCCCCAUGCCGGGGCGUGGCCUAGUGCAAGGAGGACUUGGACAUCAUGGCAGUGGUCCGGGAGGUCCUGGUCCCUUACCAGGUCAACAGCAUCAGAGCAUGCCACCAAGAGGACCCUCACCAGCCAUGUCAUCUUCAGGUGUACCCCCUGGAGGCCCUAUGCACCCAGGAGCCAUGCAGCAAGGAAUACGUCCUCAAGGGAUGAAUGCUGAUGUCUCCAUGUCAGAACCUGAAAGGAUCGUAAUUGGUCAUCGUGUUACAGUGCCCAACAUGGAAGUAGCCAAUGCAGCGAUGCGACCACCGGGAUUCAAUGCCAUGGGAGCAGCAGCUGCUGCUGCAGCUGCCGCCCAGGGAGCUAAUCUAGCAGCCGCUGCUGCUGCGGCUGCAAGGCAGCAACAGUUUCCAUAUGGACAGCAGUAUCCUUAUGAUGCGUAUUCAGCCAUGUAUGGUGCAGAAUGGCAGCUGAUGCAGCAGCAAAGAGAUGCUGCUUAUGCCGCUGCUGCCGCUUAUGGUUUGGACAAACAUGCUAAGGUAAGCAGAUUAAAGGGCGCUCUCCAAAAGUCAGACUGGUCAUAUUGAAAAUGAAAUACAGUUGAACCUCCUGUAAGCAUCCACCCAAAAUGCUAAGGGUUAGUGGUCACUUCCGAGAGGUGGUCAUGAGAAUUGGCCCUCAGGGAGUUGGUUCUUUCCAAGAGUAGAUACAUCUACUUUUAGAAAGAAAAUUAAUUGCACACAAUUUCUAAGUUACAAGAUGUGUAAUUCCAUCUAACUUCUCAUUUAAGGUUAUUUUAAGAUAUUCUGAGUAGAGUAAUACACACAGUGAAUGUAGUGAACAGACCGUCUCAUACAAGAGGGUAAAAACAAUGGAAAAUUAUAAAUCCAUCAGCCCAAUAGUUACAGUCACUUUAAGUCGCAAUACUGACCAACAUCAAUUUUCUCCUAACAAUAUCCAUAUAUUGCCAAGGGAAAUGGUUAUGAGAACUAAUGAAAUGAUCACUAAGGAGAAAAUGCUUUGAUCUGUUAACUCUCUCAACUAAUUCUUUAAAGAAAUGUAUGAAGAUCAGUAUGGAGAGUAUAUAUAACAAUUAUUCACGGAAGUGGAGGUGGCUAGCGGAAGGGUAGAUUUACCGAGACGCAAAGCGGCGAUGUAAAUAUUCACCACAGAGUUGAGAGUCACACAUCCACAUUACGUGAACCAGUAGAUUAUAAUCUAAAUUUUUCUUUUAUUUUCCUCUCAUUAGAGCCACAAGUCAAAGAAGCAUCGUAGACGAUACAGUGCAGAUAGCGCAGACAGUGACUUCAGCAGUGCUUCAAGAUCGCCUUCAAGAUCUGUGUCUCGCUCUUACUCCAGAUCACCGGCAAGGUCUUGGUCGCGUUCACGUUCAUUGUCAUUGUCAAGAUCUCGAUCAAGGUGCAUUGUCAUUGCGUUAUUUCUAGAAUCAAAUUUGGGGCGGUGGUGACCUGAUACCAAUCCAAGAUAGCCAUGAUUUCAAGUACGCCAAGGGCCAAAAAUUUAGGGAACUUUAACUUGAAUGUCCGUUUAUCCAACCAUAUUGAGAAAUCUUGGGUUGUGAUUCGACGGCUAACAUGACAGUGGCCAACUCGAAAGCUGUCGCUCGUUUGGCCACUAUGCAAUUAUCUCCAAAGAUUUUCUUUUUCUUUUACGUAUCGUUAUGUAAAUGCUCGUAAAUUUGUUUUAAAACAUUGUUAAUAUUAAUGUCCUGUAAACGGUUUUAAAGUCAAAUUCAUCAACAACUGGCCGUUUUUCGAUUUCAUCAUCUGACACCAGUGAAAUGUGUUGAUUUUUUUCUGUUAACUUAUUCCGCAAAUUAAAAAGUUAAACAGUCUUGCUUGAAACGCUUAAAUCUGCCUUUUGCGUUUGUAAACUUGGUGGAUCUCUAGUGAAAAGAUUUUUGUUUUGCUGUUUUUUUUUUCUGAUCUUUUUCUGUUGUUUGUGAAGAAAAUGCCAGUUAUGCCAUGGUGUACAUGUAUAACCAACAGAUUUUUUAAUAGCCAAGCUAACCCCAAGACUCGGCGAGAUGCAUAUGAGUUUGGUUUAUCGAGUUCAAUGUUGUAUUUAUUUAGGUCAUCAUCUAGGUCAAGAUCAUUUUCAAGGUCAGUCUCGCCACGAACUCCUCAGCAGCGGUCACCUGUACGCGUAGCAAAACCACCGCCACGAUCAAGACGAAAUGUGGACAGUCGAAGAGAACGAGAAAGGGAAAAACCAGACAGAAGUCGUGAGAGAGAGAGGGACAGACCAAGGUUUGUAAAGUUCCUUCUGCUUGGUUAACUCUUCAAACAUUAAGACUGUCUAAAACCAGAUUUAAGGAAAAUCGUUAUUUCUAUUUUUAAUAAAUUAAAAAGUACCAGUGAAAUUGUGUGAAACUACUGCAAAAUAGUUUCUGUACAGUGUUUCGUCUACAGACACGAGAGUUUAUUUGUGCCUAUGGUUUUCACAACCUCGAAAAGCUUUUCAAAUUGUGACCGUCAGCCAAAGGGCAGAGUUAAAUAUGGGGAAUCUGUUCCUUACAAUAACGACACUUUGAGAUGUUCCAAUUGAAACAAUCUUUAAGUUUGAGGCUUAUCAUAGUACAUACAGUCAAAGAUCCCCUAAGUGCAGCAAUGACAUAAUGUUUCCACAGGGAACGACCUGAUAGAAGCAGUGACACAUACAGAGGCCGCGAAAGAAAUGACAGAGAAAAACCAAGAGAGAGAGAGAGGGAGCGAGAUCCACGAGAACAACACGAUUCUCGAGAUGCGCGUCAUGACAGGUCACGUGACAGAGAUCGUGAUAGAGAUAGAGGGGAUCGCGACAAAGGAAAAGAGCGAGAUCGAACAAGGGACAAAGAUAAGUCCAAGGACAGCCAUCGAAGAAGUCGAAGCAGGGAUAGGUCAUCUCACCGACGGGAGAGCAGGGAAACUAGGCAUUCUGAAAGUAAUUCGUCCAAGGUAAGGUUACGUUUCUCAAGGUCUCAGAGACUACUGAAUAGUUUUCCUUUUGAAAAAGUUAGAAGUGUGCGCGAAUUGUUGAUUAAAACAUUAUUGUAAGGUGUAGUACUACAAAUGAAUAUAAAUAUAUAUCACCAAGGUACCUCUGGUUUAUCGGUACGCUAUAUUUAGUACAAAAGGUCUUUUGAAUCUUUAAAUGUAGGCGGUUGUAUAGUAACUUUAGCUCCGUAGAGUCAACUUAAUUAUACGCUAUAAAAGUCUUCCAUCGCACUACGACGCGUUAAAAUGCUAUCUGUGCGCCAUGGUAGUAAAUAGUUGUCUACUAAACAGUAUAGCUACAUAGUUGUAAAUUUGCUCCUCGCCGAUUAAACAAAAUAUAUACAAUUCUUCGGUGCUGUGAAUGUGCCACGCCACGUGGUCAUGUUCAAUACGAACUACAGGAAGUUGUUUUCUUAUGAGUCAGUGGUUACAAAUGGAGCUCUUCUGAAUAGAAUGCGUAAAGGAUUACGCGAAGAAAGGCCGUCCAAUAUUUUCUGAACAAGUUCUACGCGGUCCACGCUUGCUCAGUUCUAGGAAGAAUCCUUCGUGGAGUGUUUAUAUCAUCAGUUUCAAACUCAGUCUCCAUGAAAAUAACCUUCUUUUCGAAUGCUGAACACUACACCUUUUUUACAUCAGUAAAACACAACGGCGUGUGAAAACUUCUUCGUAAGAUAACUUAACCUUGUGACAUAACCGUAGAAACGUCAAAAACUUCAGAGAGUGACCGUGUCUUCUACCGAGUCGGAGAUCACGAUAAAAGAACCAAUCAGCACAGUGCCUAUGAAAUUUCCCGCGUAAUAAACGCGCUGUGCGCCCCGAGUAGCGCGGGAAACCGGUUUGAGUUUCACCACUUUUACUUCUGUUUGUGGAAACAGCACGAAAAAUGUACUACGAGAGAUUGCUUUUUUCACGGUGUCUAUAACCACGACCAUUGUAUAUUCUUUUUUUAACAGCGUAUUGUGGUUGGGCCCUCUGAGAGCAAGACUAAAUCGUCGAGCGCCACGCCUGACUCAAAAGCGAACCGUGUUGUGGUCACAAAGGCAUCAAGUGGCGGCAAACCUUCAAACCGUGUUGUGAUUGGCUCAUUGCCUGAAAAUAUCACACCAAGCCGGCUAAAGGAGCUCUUGCAAGGCAUUGGACCAAUUCAGGUAUCAGAAGAAACUGUAUAAUUCACCCUUUCAACAGGUCCCAAAAUAAGAAUUCCAGAAAAAUGUUCACAAAUUCUAUUUUGUAAAAUACUAAAAAGAACUGGUGCCAUGUGAAGGAACUUGUGAAGAGCCGAGCUCUCUUUUCAGUGGUCAAACCAAAGAAUUUCGUCUACACACUCGAAAGUUAAAACCAAAUAGUAAAUAAAUGGUAUCAUGUUGAAGAGGGUUGAUGUGAAAUCAUGGUCACACCAUGGAUAGGAUUCCAUCCACAGACUCAAAAGUUAAGACUAUAUACUAGAUGAAUAGUACCAUGUGAAAGUACUGCUGAAGAUGUUUCAUUUGAAUGGUCACACCAUAGGAUUGCGGGCUGUACUAAUUUGUAACAAGCCUAGUUCAUGUGAGUAAAUAAGAUAAAAUAACUUAGUUUGUUUAGUGAGUGACUUUUGUGUGUUUACAUUCCCAGCAACUUAAGAUGUCUACCACAAAACACAAGGCUUUGGUGACAUUUGAAAAGAAUGAACAUGCACUGGCUUGUCGCCGCAAAUUUCACAGGUAACCUGACACUUAAUAUUGUUUCAAGUUUCUUUGUUUUGUUUUAAACAAGAAUUCCCCCUUUAUCGAUGCUUCAAUCUACCUCUACUUCUACUUCUUUUCAGAACCGUAGUGGACGACAGCCAAGUCACAGUUGACUUUCUCUGAUGAUUUUUCUUUUUUGCCAAGAAACUUCUCCGUGAUUUUGACUUUUUUUGUGUGUGUGAUGUCCUGUUGUUGUGAUGUGUAUGUUGUUGUUUUGAACAUAAAACCUGGCUUUGGGACCAAAUUAUUAGAAGGGGAAACUGAUCAACUAUCUUUAAAAAGGCCUUUGUAAAUAAAUCACUUUUGGCAAGAAGCCUUUGUGUAGAUAAGUACAUCUGAUAGAAGUCUAACUUCUGCUUUUCUGUUAGUUAACUUAAAUGUGGACUGAUUCAUGUUGAUAGAACUUUUCUCGACAGCGUUUUAGUAUCGUUUUUAAUGUGCUUGAAUAUGUUUAUCCACACAAGAAAAGCAUUAUGAUAUUAGUUUGUCGACUUUUUAUAGAUAUUUUCCCAAAACUGCGAUUUCCUCCUAUCGUUAUUCACGUUUUUUUUUUUCUGUUAAUAAGCUUAAUCAUAAAUCCCGAACAAUUUUGUUCGCAUUUUAAGGGUAAAAGCGGUCGAUUUAUCGCUAUACUGGCUCUAUAUCAAAGCAAACAUUUAGUGGGUUGAUUGGUAUGAUAUAAGAGAAUAAUUUAUUAACAAGAAGUUCUUUAUGUAAUGAAAUUUUUACCAUUUUUUUCUUUUUUGCUCCAAUUGGCUGGGGAUGGGGUUUAGAUCAACAAGGUUAUAUGUCCUUUUGUAUUGUUCUUCUCUGUUAAGGUAUAAUUUAGCAAUAAUGGAGUCAAUAAUGGAGAUAUCUAACGUGGUUUUAACUAAGAGAUAAUAAUGAGACGGAGAGUGAAACGCCCAGUCUAGCUCUUGAGAUAUGUGAAUUUCACCAAGUUAUUUUUAGACCAAUUAAACCCUUGAAAUUAACUGCGAGUCGGUUUCCGGAGAAGUCCGCAAACUUUUAUUCAGUGUUGUCAUGAGAGAAUUCAUUUAAACUGUCGCCAUUACAAUAUUAGGGACCUUAAGAUCCGACGACGGCGACGGCAAUGAGAACGUCACAAAAGCAAUAGGUUUAAUAAUCAAAACAACAAUUUUGUACGUCCAUUGCCCUUUUUUGUAGAUUUCUUUGCCGUCACUGCACGACUACAACGUGAAAAUGCCUAAUUUCACGUUGUACAGAGGAAAGUACACAAGCGACGACGAAAUUUCCUCCCUCUUUCUGAACUUGGAUAUGGUUCUUAGGAAUUCAACUUUGGAAGGGUUCGCUAUGAAGAUUGAAAGGACGCGAAUUCACUUUUUCAGCGACGUUUUCUCUGCCGUCGCCGUCCUCAGAUCUUAAGGUCCCUAUCCCGCACUGUUUGCUUUGAGGCAGUCGCGCGUAGACUUGAUGACGUUUCAAACAGUCGAUCAAAAUGUGCGGACGUCUUAGGGGUUAUACUUCCGUUCACUUGCAACCUCUAGAAAUAGUUGUUAGUAAAAUUCACAUAUCUCGGCCAACGCCCUAAGAUUCUCUCUCUGUCUUAUAAUUCUCUCUUGUUUUAACGUAUGAGUCUGGGUGAAACCAGGCAAUGUUACUACUCAAAUGAAAGCUACCGAGCAAUACUUUGCUGCGGUGCUGUCAUUAUACAAACAGUGAUUCUUAAUUUUGGAUCUCGAGGAUAUCAUUCAACUGAAACCUAAUACUUUCUUUUAUCUGGUCCACUCUGGGAUUAAAAGGUCAAAAUACGCGUAGGUUGAAUUUCAAGAAUGUGUCUCUCAAAUAUUAGAAAAGCAAGAAUGAGAAGUGAUAAGUCUGUGCUAUCUAUCUCUCUGAAACAUCAGAGUUCAAGUCCGUUUUCAUCGUAGCCGUCCAUAACUGAAAAUAUCUGAAAGGAAACAUAGAGCAUUAGUUAUCAAUUCGAGUCUGAAAAAAGUUGUUUCCAAAUUGUUACCAAAACACGAGGGGUCAUGUUUGCAGAGACAUAUCCCAGGGAUAUGUUAGAGGACUUCUCCCAGGGAUAUAUUAUUAGAUGCAUUUGGUAGGGAUAUCCUAGGGGUGUGAAGCCAUGAAGCCUCGUGUGUACAGUUUUACAACACAUCCCUGCAACGGACCCAGUUAUUAAGCCUAUCGGGGACUUGUUUCAAAUCAGUCUUCGUGUACUCUACGUGAUUUUGUUACUGCUUCGCGUCGAUCAGUACCAUGUGACCCUCGUGUUUCCCUUUAAUUUCUGGGGUUUGCAUCAUUGUGUAGUGGAUACGAAAACGUUUUAUUAGUUAUCUCUUACGCAGUCAGCAAACAAAUUCUUUGAUUCCAAGGCUCUCCUCUCCAGGGUAUAUGAAACAACUUUUCUGUUACGCCAUCUGACACAUCGCUGAUGAAGUUCGACCGAUUCGGACGAAACAUUCGUUUUGGAAUUUCCUAUACUGAAAAUUUUUCGAUGACGUUACUUUCACUUUCUGUCUUAGUUCUUGGUGACUUAGGAUAAAAAGUUAAAUUGUUUUGCAAAGUGCCAGGUUUUAUGUUGUGUGUUACUCUGUUAUGUUCUGUGUUUGUGGUUUACUUAAGGCGAUGAUUAUUGAGAAACGCAUUUCUAUAAAGAAGAACUUCCAAGUUACGUACAACCAUGCAAGAACUUGUACCGAAAAAAGACCAUCUCUAAGGUGACUGUAAUACAAGCCAUUUUCCUCAAAUGUUGGACAGCUCAAUUUCAUGGUUUCAGAGAAGUUGACAUUACAAAAGCUUGGAGCUGGAUCUCUUUCACUUAAACUGCAAGACACCUUGGAUCAUGUGUAAAGAAACAGGUUUUUACACGUAUCUGUUAAACAUUAAUAGUUACUUUGCUAUCUUUCUAUCAUCUGUCAAGGCUGCUUUGUAUUUAAUAUUUUGUAGCAAAGGAGAAGGAUUUAAUUAAACACAAAAAAGAAGGUUUAUUACCUACAGAUGCAGUGUUUAUCCAGUUAAUAUGACUGUUCUUAAAGUUAAGCUUCAUUCCCAAUAAACAAUUCCGUUUUGGAAGAAUUAAGGGAAUUCCAGUUGUACCAAAUUAUAAUAUGUCAAUUAUUACUCUAUUCGAUUCGAAUUACAAGAUACAGUGGAAUCUUAUUAUAUACCAUCUUUACAAGAAAUUGCACUGAUCUUAAUCACUAGAUUGCACAACUAGUAUUUACUAUAGCCUGUACUUGAUUAUUUUGGUAAAUCUAAUCAGAAAUCUGCAUUCAUCAGAGGGCACUUUUUUAGCCAUCGUGGGCAGUCUGCCCUUUUUUAGUGAUCUAUGUCCUUUUUGUGAAUGUGUCAUCAACGGUAAACAUGGGCGAGAUAUACUGCAUUAGCAGGGUAGUUAUAUUGUGUGUACAGUGUGAAUACUUAUUUUUUAAAAAUUAUUAUGAAAAUAUUAACCUUUACAAAAGAUCACAAUUUUUAAACAACAUAUUUGACUUAUAGAAUAGCUUUGUUUAUUAUCAGCUAAAACAAUUCUAUCAUUACACAAGUACAAGUAUAUAUAAUUUACUAUUAACUUGUUUUCCUUUCCUCAACCAGCAAUUAUUUAAAGUAUUUCAGUGUAAUCCAUGGUUACUUUCCAGGCAUUAAUACUCUCAUCUGUGUACAUUUUUUGCUUCAAAUCUGUUUUGCAGCCUUGACAGUAUCCUAGAAAACAAUCGUUGCAUUUUACCCUUUUAAUUAACUACUAUGAAUGCGCUAAGCAAAAUGAUUACAAUGUAUUUUGUUUUCUAGGACACAUUUUAUUGAUCUGUGUGUGUACAUGUACAGAAAUGUUUUUUUUUAGAAUCCCA
Molecule: messenger RNA, 16408 nt
Organism: Porites evermanni
Lineage: Eukaryota; Metazoa; Cnidaria; Anthozoa; Scleractinia; Poritidae
Source: the annotation of a GenBank genome assembly